Messenger RNA from Diversispora eburnea, 1530 nucleotides. The record is from the annotation of a GenBank genome assembly. NCBI's taxonomy places the organism in Eukaryota, Fungi, Glomeromycota, Glomeromycetes, Diversisporales, Diversisporaceae.
AUGAACUCUGGUUUUAAUUAUGAUUCUAUUGUGACUUGUGGAAAUAAACCUAAUGUGGUAGAUUUUGAGGUGCAUUCAGCAAUACUUGGUGCUCGCUCUUCUUACUUUCGUUUAGCAUCCUCAUUGAAUUAUCCUUUAAGGAAGAGUGGAAUGUUUUUGUUCGAUUUGAAAGACAUUGAACCUAAUAUUUUUGAAUUGUUGUUGAAAUAUUUUUACACCUCAAAUAUAGAAUUAAAUUCAAUAUCUCAUGAAGAAUUAUUUAAACUUUUAAUCGCCUGUGAUGAAUUAAUUUUACCUUCAAUUAUUGAUAACAUUCAAAUUUGUCUAAUUAAUAAUCAUUCCGAACAUUUUGAAUCUGACCCUUUCUCUUAUCUUAUUAAACUCUAUACUUGUAAAAGAUGUUCCACCUUAAAAACUUGGCUAAUUCAACAACUUUUACAAAAUCCUAAAUCAUUAAUUUUCAAUUCUCCAAAUUUCAAUUCCGCCAGUAAAGAGUUAUUAGUAGAAUUAUUUCAAAGAAGAUAUGAAGAUGUAGAUGAAAUUGAAAUUUGGUGGAAACUUUUGGAAUGGAGUGUUCACCAGGCUAAUUUUUCUGUCUAUUAUUCUCCCUCUCCUUUUGAUUAUGAUAUAUUAGAAUUGAAUUUAGAUGAAUUUGAAAGUUGGGAUGAAAAAGAUUGUGAACGAGUAAAACAAAUUCUCUCUGAAAUCAUCAUACUUAUUAGAUGGAAAGAAAUCUCAUUUGAAAAUUUUAUUGUUCAUAUUUCACCUCAUCAAAAACUUUUUCCUCCAUCUUUAUAUGAGAAUAUUCUUUCUUAUUAUAAAAUUGAAACUAAAUUCCAACCUUUCGAAUCAUCAUCGAAUGUUGAAAAUGUUGAGAAUGAUAAUAAUAAUGAGAUAUUAAAGAAUGAAUUUGGUAUUAUCUUAAAAGAUGGAACUAUCAUUUAUAACAAGAAAAAUAACAUUUUCGACACCAAUUUAUCUGAUAUUGAGCCUACUACUUCUUCUAAACUUCAAAGACAUAUAUGGAUGGAUACCAAAGAUGCAUUUUUAUUCUCAUUUCAACAUUUAUUACCAAACACAGGUGUCCUCUCACGUGUAGUAAAAUCUUCUAGUCAUAAAGCAAUAUGUUAUGAUCCAUUAAGUGGACCCGGAUUCGGAGCGGGAUUAGAUAUAGUUGUGUCGAAUAGAUAUAAGAUGAUAAGUACUUGGGGACAUUAUUCAUAUCCUGAAGCACAAUAUUUCUUAGCUGAACAACAUUCUGAAAUUGAAGACUAUGAAGUUUUCCAAGUGGAAAGAGACGAAAAUAUUCCGAUUGAUGAUAAUGAUGAAGAGGAAAAGGUAUCUUACGAAGAAAAGGAUGAAACAAAGGAUGAAGCAAAGGAAGAAACAAAAGAAACAGAGAAAGAAACAAAAGAAACAGAGAAAGAAAUAAAAAAAGAAACAAAGAAAGAACGAAGGAUACCAACUCUGAUCAACAGAGGAUUUGGAUUAUUCUUUGCAACAUGUUGCAAUGUUGAAAUAUGUUUGUAG